AAUCAAAUGAGAAGAGGCGGGACAUGACGGACGUUGGGGUAUUAAAAUAAGGCACGCUGCGUCGACUGUGUUAAUCCUGUUGUGUUUUCUGUUUGAUAGCAGCAAGGAUUAAAGUCGUCAAAAGAUAUCCAGUAAAAUAAGCAUCAUGGCUCUGGACGGAUGUGGCCUCCUCUGCAAAUACACGCUGUUCAUUUUCAACCUCAUCUUUGCGCUGGUGGGGUUUGUGUUCCUGGGUCUGGGCCUGUGGCUGAGGUUCAGCGGUAGCACCAGAGCUAUCUUUCAAUUCGAGGCCCUCAACUCAAGCGCAUUCGUUAUUGCGGUGACUAUCCUGAUUAUCACGGGCUCGGUGAUGCUGAUCGUGGUCGUGUUUGGAGACUACGGCGCCUGCAACGAGAAACGAUGCGCUCUGCAAAUAUUUUCAGUCCUGGUGUCCAUCCUCGCAGGAGCUGUGGUUGUUUUUGGAGUGAUUGCUUAUUCCAGGAAGGUGGAGAUUGGAUUGAGAAUGGGGGAGUUCUACUCUAGCAUAUAUUUGCUGUAUGUUGCUAACGGCGACCCAGUUCUUGCGGUCACUCUCACAUUCAUCCAAAAACUGCUUCACUGCUGUGGAGCGACCGGGGUGACGUUGUUAGACUUUGCUAAGGAAACCUGUCCCGACCCAAACUCCUUUUUGGAACACAUCAAGAUGGAUGCUUGUCCUGGGGCGAUCAUUGAUGUCUUCAACAGAAAUGCACCGCUGGUGAUGGGCGUGUUCGUCGGAACUGGAGCUCUUCUGCUCCUGGCUUUGAUUUGCAGCUCAACCCUUGCUAAAAAGCUCAAGACCCCAUCCUCUCCUCAGUACAUCAUCCUGACUCAGCCUCAAACAUCUCAGCUUGAAUAUAUCCCCACCUCCAACUCCAUUUCCUACUCUUUCCCCGACCAGGAGCCGGUGGUCUUCACCCCUCUGACUGUGGCCAACAUCCCCAUAGUUAUGACUUAGAGAGCACUUUUACCACAAUGCUCGGGCAUAGAGGAUACAGAUCUGGGUUUAUUUUCACAUUACUUCAUGUUCAUCUCUUCUGUGCAUGCUCACUGUGGGGUCUCUUCAGCUCCCUUUAAAGGAAAAAUCCACCCGUAAGUCAAAUGUAUUGUUAAAGCGCUUUUCCCAGACAUAGUCACAUAGCAUUAAAACAUCAUACGAAUCAUAAAAGCUUAAAUGAACACAACAAAGCCACGUGCUAAAAACACGAUACACAAUAAAAACAGUUGCAUCAAAAAAAUAUAUUAUUUCAACCUCAGUUUUUUAUUUCUAAUCUGCCUGUAUUAAAAAAAUACAUAUAUAAAGGGUUGGAUUUUUCCUUAAAGUGUCUUCAUAUCUCAUUUUGCCUUCCACACAAGCGUCUCUUUUUGUAGCUGCAUGCUAAUUGCUAGCCUGUGCUGGUACCCAUCUUACAUCGAAACUCAUUCUGUGGCUGGUGUGACCCGGGUCAGGAAGCCUGGCUCUUAUUCCCAUCCCCCCUCUUCACCUCCUCCCUCUGUGUCUGAAUGACAGGUUGUUGCCCUGGUCUGCAGCAUUGUCCUCCUGACACAGACCAAGAGAGAGCAGCAGGAGAUCACAGCACGAUACACAACCGUGUACUAACAGGAGUUCAACCCUCAUCAGCGAAGACACAGCACUGGAUUUCAAGCUUGAAAAACGUUACAAACAUGUGUCUCAACUCCAAACUGAUCCCGACACACUCUCCCCACUUCGACUCUGUUUCCAAAAACCCCCAACAGGAAGUUAUCAAACCCUUCAACAGGAAGUUAUCAAACCCUUCAACAGGAAGUUAUCAAACCCCCCAGAAGCACCAUGAAACCCUCUUUAAAUCGUCAAACAUGCAGAGCACUGCACACAGUGAAAUGUGACCUCUGCAUUUAACCCAUCCUAGUACUAUGAGCAGCUAUUUUACAGCCAUUUUAAACCCAGAAAGUAUUUUAAUGAUAUAGAAGUUUAAUACAAGGAAAUAAACGCCAGGGAUUUUUAUUAUAAUUACUAUUUUCUGUCAGAGAUGCUGAUUCCAAUCUCUGGUUAUGAAAAGUUACGACAGUUCCUGUUUCCUGUGACAGAGUUUUUCCCAAGUCUCUCUAUUUGCCCCUCCAGUGGAAGUGUGUUGGGUUGGCAUUGAAUUUGGGUGUGUAUGUGAAACAUCACAUUGUGCUUAUCAUCUGACCUAUUGUAAGCAGAAAACUGAUUUCUUUUCCUAGCUGUUGACAAUUAUCAAUAUUUUAUUGUGCCGUUUUCUUUUUGUAUUUUCAUGCAGUAGCUUAGUAGAAUGGAUGUCGAGUAUAAUGGUCAAUUAUUCAUCUAGCUAUGAACGGACAGGCCUCUUCAUCAUCGUGGACAUACGAUAAAUAAUGUGACACAUCCGUUUAAUAACUAACUGUGAGGGAGAGUAUGGGAUAAUGUAGGAGGAGAGAGAUUCCAUACCUGUUACACUUUUUUUAUCCAUGUUUGUCUUUUUUUCCUAUAAUGCUUUUAACGUUUUUGUGGAAGUGGUAAUUACUCACUGAGCCGCUGGAAAUAAUGUUUUUAAAUGAAUAAUGUAUGCAUAAAUGAGAACGGGAGCAUGUUCUGUAAAAUCCAUUCAGAUAAUAUGAAAUGUUUACGUAAGGUCGGGUCGUAUAUGUCCCUGUCGACACCUUAAAGUGGGAAUUGUUUUGCUAUAGAAGGGACUUUUCCAUAGUUUUGUAUUCCAUUUAAUUUCCUUUUUACGUGAUUGUGCAUCAAGAGGACCACAGGAUCCAACUUGAAUAAAGUAAAAGACCUUUUUGAGUGUGAACUCAGUCGUCAGGUACUGUCAGAGGCUGUUAAUCGUACUGCAUAAACUAAGUGUAUAUGCUGCCUUCCUGUAAACACUGCUUUGGUUCAAAGGGAAACACCAUGCCAUUAAUGACAAUUAUAUUCAGAUGUUGUAUUCCUUCAAGUUCCUGCAAACACAUUUUUGUGAUCAAAUGCAUCAAGUGUCUUGUUUAGUAUUGCUUGUCCUUCUCUUUGCAUAGUAGUUUUUUGCACUAUACGUUUUCUAAUAAAUAUUCCAUACUGGGCUUUUCCCCUUUUCUUCA
This is a messenger RNA of Gymnodraco acuticeps, 3081 nucleotides long. Its product is annotated as CD9 antigen-like. Bases 146 to 976 code for a protein of 276 amino acids. The record is from RefSeq and is a predicted model, not a curated record. Gene Ontology annotation, cellular component: membrane. The transcript is spliced from 9 exons. Lineage: Eukaryota; Metazoa; Chordata; Actinopteri; Perciformes; Bathydraconidae.